This is a messenger RNA of Penicillium cataractarum, 699 nucleotides long. RefSeq names its product Minor allergen Alt a 7. Gene Ontology annotation, molecular function: FMN binding; NAD(P)H dehydrogenase (quinone) activity. The coding region runs from base 1 to 699 and encodes 232 amino acids. The record is from RefSeq and is a predicted model, not a curated record. Lineage: Eukaryota; Fungi; Ascomycota; Eurotiomycetes; Eurotiales; Aspergillaceae. The transcript has 5 exons.
AUGGCCCCCAAGAUUGCAAUCGUUUUUUACUCGAUGUACGGUCACGUCAAGCAGCUGGCGGAGGCUGAGAAGAAAGGUAUCGAGGCAGCGGGCGGCACGGCCGACAUUUUCCAAAUUGCAGAGACUCUCCCUGAGGAGAUUCUGAGCAAGAUGUAUGCUCCUCCCAAGUCUGGCUACCCAAUUGCGGAGCCUACAGAUCUCUUGGACUAUGACGCUAUUAUUUUCGGUAUCCCCACACGCUUUGGUAACUUCCCUGCUCAGUGGAAGUGUUUCUGGGAUAAGUCCGGUUCGAUCUGGGCCUCUGGCGGCUACUGGGGCAAGUACGCUGGCAUCUUCAUCUCAACUAGCGGCCAAGGUGGUGGUCAGGAGUCGACUGCUAUUGCCUCAAUGAGCACCCUCGCUCACCAUGGCCUAACUUAUGUUCCCCUAGGCUACAAGAGCACCUUCUCGCAGUUGACAAACCUUGAAGAGGUCCACGGCGGUAGCCCCCGGGGCGCUGGUACCUUCUCUGGGGGUGACGGCUCACGCAAACCUAAUGGUAGCACGGAGUCAAAGCUUGAAGACUUGACAUCUAACCCCAUAGCGGGUGCAACAGGUUCAUCUCUGUGCUCGCAGGGACAACGGGAUAUCAAGAACUCAGACAAGAAAGACUUCUACGAGGGGCCGUGUGGCCUGCGCAGAAAGUGUACAAUUCUCUAA